Molecule: messenger RNA, 1816 nt
Organism: Thunnus maccoyii (southern bluefin tuna)
Lineage: Eukaryota; Metazoa; Chordata; Actinopteri; Scombriformes; Scombridae
Gene: serpinf1
Product: serpin peptidase inhibitor, clade F (alpha-2 antiplasmin, pigment epithelium derived factor), member 1
Exons: 8
Coding region: 513-1748 (411 amino acids)
Biological process (GO): negative regulation of endopeptidase activity; negative regulation of angiogenesis
Molecular function (GO): serine-type endopeptidase inhibitor activity
Source: RefSeq, a predicted model, not a curated record
UUGUUUUACUGUUUUAGACAUAAUGUGUUUUAUAAAACUAGACUCAAUACCAGAACAGUGUUUAACAUCAGAUCUAAAUCCACUUCUACUUGCAUAUUUCCCUGCUGUGGGACUAGUAAAGGAUGAUCUUAUCUUAUCUAACUGAGCUGCACAGCUUCUAUCUUAUUGUGGUGACGUGUUGCAGCUGCAUGAUUUUACACCGAAAAACACAAUUUUGCAUUUAUAAUUUUCUUUCAUGAUUACAAGGGAAAAUGUUUUGUUGAGAGAUGAUCUGGUUGUGUUCGUGGCCCUUAAACCGGGUUCAGACUACAGGGUUGCAUGACACACACAUAAGGAGAAACUUCACAGAUGUUCUUCUCUGUGAUCUCACAACAAGAUUUGGAAAUAACGGUGCAUCACAGACACUACAGGAUAUUAAAUAAUAUCCUGGCACAAUAAAUUAAGAUUACCGUGCCAGAGGGAGAAAUGCACCAUUUAAUGUGAUCUCACUGGGAAGCAGUCUGGAUGAAAACAUGUUUGCGGAGACGUGGAUGAAGCGAACAACUUUCCUGCUGGUGUUUGGAGUCGUCCUGAGCUUCUGUCAGGCUCAGUCGGAGACGGGAGGCGAGGAGACGGGCGGGGAGGAGGAACAUGUGGAGCUCUUCACCACACCUGCGACAAAGAUGGGUGCCGCCGCCUCGGACUUUGGCUACAACCUGUUCCGCGCUCUGGCUAGCCGCAACACUGCGACCAACGUGUUCCUGUCCCCUAUCAGUGUGUCUGCGGUGCUGACGCAGCUGUCCAUGGGAGGGUCUGAGCGAGCUCAGAGGCAGCUGUUCAGGGCUCUGAGGUACCACACCCUGCAGGACCCUCAGCUCCACAACACCCUGAAAGACCUGCUGGCCUCAGUCAAGGCGCCCGGGAAAGGCCUGAGCACCGCCGCACGCAUCUACCUGGCACGACGACUUCGCCUGAAGCAGGACUUCUUCGGUCUCGUGGAGCAGCAGUACGGCGUUCGUCCCAAGGCUCUGACGGGUGGAGCCAAGGACCUGAAAGAAAUCAACGACUGGGUGUCUCAGGAGACGGGCGGGAAGGUGCAGCGCUUCCUGGCUAAGGCCCUCCCCCGAACCCCUGGAGUGAACACUGUGAGCGCCGCCUACUUUAAAGGGAAGUGGGUGACUCGGUUCGGUCAGAGUGGAACGUUGGAGAACUUCCGAGUGGACGGCAAAGCACCUGUCCGUGUUUCCAUGAUGCAACAGGAUAACUACCCUGUAAAGAUGGGAGUUGACUCAGAUUUGAGCUGCACGAUCGCUCAGAUCCAGAUGCAGGACUCUGUCAGCAUGUUUGUGUUCCUGCCCAAUGACGUGACCUCCAACAUGACCCUGGUGGAGGAGAGUCUGACCGCUGAGUUUGUGCAGGACCUGUCCAUGACGCUCCUUCCUGCCCAGGUGACCCUCACUCUGCCCGCCCUGAGGCUCAGCUACUCCACAGACCUGCUGCCGCUGCUCAGCGACCUCAAUCUCUCUGAUUGGCUGGCGGACACAGAACUGGAGAAAAUCUCGGCUCAGCCCGUCAAGCUCAGCAGUGUCAGUCACAAGGUCGUCAUGGAGAUGGCGCCCGAGGGGAACCAGUACGCUAGCACCACAUCGACGCCGAGCCACCUGUCCUACCGAGUGGACCGCCCCUUCCUGUACCUGAUCCGAGACGAAGCCUCGGGUGCGCUGCUCUUCAUCGGCAGGGUGGUUAACCCCAAGGAGCUGACGAUAUAACACACACACACCUACAUACACACACACACGCACACACACACACAUAGACAGAGGUUUACUUAUGUCAC